Molecule: messenger RNA, 1071 nt
Organism: Trichoplax adhaerens
Lineage: Eukaryota; Metazoa; Placozoa; Uniplacotomia; Trichoplacea; Trichoplacidae
Exons: 8
Coding region: 1-1071 (356 amino acids)
Biological process (GO): steroid biosynthetic process
Molecular function (GO): 3-beta-hydroxy-Delta5-steroid dehydrogenase (NAD+) activity
Source: RefSeq, a predicted model, not a curated record
AUGUCUGCAGCUGCAAACGAUACACUAGUAUUAGUUACUGGAGCAUCGGGCUACUUGGCCAGCCACGUUGUCCUUCAAUUAUUACAAAAAGGUUAUCGUGUAAGAGGUACAGUUCGUAGUUUGAAGAGCGAAAAGAAGGUAAAGCCUCUACGAGAGCUUGCAGAAAAUUCUGAACACUCUCUUGAACUAGUAGAAGCAGAUUUGAUGGAGAAAGAAUGUUGGACCAAGGCUGUAGAAGGAUGUACGUACGUCUGCCAUAUUGCUUCACCGUUUCCAAAUAGAGUUCCUAAAAACGAGAUGGAAAUAAUUACGCCAGCAGUCGAGGGGACAAAAACAGUUCUAGCUGCUUGCGCUAAGUCUGGCACAGUAAAAAGAGUGAUUCUAACAAGUUCUAUCGUAGCGGUUGGAACUAUUCCCAAAAAAGAUUCUAAUUUCACUGAAGAGGAUUGGCUUGACCCUACUACUGCAAUGCCUUAUCCUAAAAGUAAAGUUUUAGCAGAAAAAGCGGCUUGGGAAUUUCAUAAAAACCUUCCUGAUUCAGAAAAGUUCGAGUUGGUAACUAUGAAUCCCGGUUAUAUACAAGGCCCAAUCUUGCGCGGAACCAAUUGCACCAGUUUAGAAGCAAUAUCUAAGAUGUUAGAACGGAAGAUGCCUCGUCUCCCUGAUAUCUGUCUCUCUAUUGUCGAUGUUCGCGACGUAGCUGCUGCCCAUAUUGCUGGAAUGACUUCCCCAAAGGCACCAGGAAAUCGAUAUAUCUUAGUUUCUAAAUGCUGCCGCAUGCUAGACGUUGCAGCCAUGUUAUCGGAGGAAUUUAAAUCUCAAGGUUAUAAUGUACCAACGAAAAGAGCUCCACGAUUUUUGGUUCGUCUAGCCUCUAUUACUGAUCCUUCCGUUAAGCUUAUCCUACCGCAAAUUGGAGUAGCUGCUGUCUUCUCCAACGACAAGGCUCGAGAAGAAUUAGGAAUUACAUUUAGAUCAGUUGACGAGACUAUGAAGGAAAUGGCUUACAGCGUCAUCGACAGAGGUUUUGUUAAGAAAACUUCGAAAUAUAGAGGACCACCAUCCAAUUAA